This is a messenger RNA of Tyto alba (common barn owl), 5448 nucleotides long. It is a transcript of the gene TEX14, whose product is annotated as testis expressed 14, intercellular bridge forming factor. Gene Ontology annotation, molecular function: ATP binding; protein binding; protein kinase activity. Lineage: Eukaryota; Metazoa; Chordata; Aves; Strigiformes; Tytonidae. The coding region runs from base 1 to 4446 and encodes 1481 amino acids. Gene Ontology annotation, cellular component: intercellular bridge; kinetochore; midbody. Gene Ontology annotation, biological process: attachment of spindle microtubules to kinetochore; mitotic sister chromatid separation; intercellular bridge organization. The record is from RefSeq and is a predicted model, not a curated record. The transcript has 32 exons.
AUGGCUCAUUCUCUCCCUCUUCCAAUUCCCUGCCCGGUCCAGCUUGGAAGUAUAAAAGGUGACUCCCUGGAAGCUCAGCUGCAUGAGUAUGUCAGGCAAGGAAACUAUGUGAAAGUGAAGAAGCUUCUGAAAAAAGGUAUUUUUGUUGAUGCUGUAAAUUCCAUGGGUCAAACUUCUCUCUUCAGUGCUGCAUUGCUAGGUCUCAGUAAAAUAGUGGAUGUGCUGUUGGAUUACGGCUCAGAUGCUAAUCAUCGCUGCUACGAUGGAAGCACCCCAGUCCAUGCAGCUGCAUUCUCGGGAAAUCAGUGGAUUCUUAGCAAGUUACUGGAUGAAGGAGGUGAUCUGAGAGUACACGAUAAAGAUGGAAAAAGUCCUCAGUACUGGGCUAUGUCAGCUGGAAAAGAAAGCAGCGCUCAGAUGCUGGAAUUUAUACAGCGUUGUACAUUCCACAUGCAGGCUGCCAUUCAAAAUUUUCCCUCUGAUCUACUCAGGAGGGUUGGCUCAUCAAAAGCACUCGUCUGCAGUCCAUCUAGAUUUGGUGGCCUUGUUCAAGGAAAUGUUGACAGUCCUCUGGGUAGAUUUCUAAAAGGUGGAGCUAAUGCAGCCAAUAACAUUUACAGCUUUGGUUUCGGGAAGUUUUAUCUUGCAGGCAGCGGGCAUCUGGGGUACUUAGCAUCUCUCCCUAUUAUUGGUGAAAAAGAUGUGUUCCAGGCAGAUGAUGAGCCAACAUUUUCUUACCAUGUUGGACCAUAUAUGAUCAUGACAAACUUAAUGUGGGGAGGCAGCAGAGUUACAGUGAAGGAACUUGGCUUUGAGCCCCAUCAGAACUGUAGCAAACUACGCUUAGCUGAUCUUCUCAUUGCAGAGCAGGAGCAUAGUAGUGACUUGGAGAAAACCCGUUUAGUAUAUGAAAGGGUGAACUUUGGUUCACUGUACAGCAUCCUUCAUGAAAGGCGUACAGAAUUCCCAGUACUGCACAUGGAGACGAUUUUGCAUGUGCUGCUUCAAAUUAGCGAUGCUUUGCGUUUUCUACACUCCCGUGGAUUCAUCCACCGUUCAGUUACCUCCUAUGCUAUUCAGGUUGUUUCUUCCGGUGAGGCAAAGCUGUGCAACCUGGAAUACAUGAUAGAGAGCAAAGAUGGCGGGGAACACAGUGAUCUGACACGUAUUCCUGUCCCAGUCCAGCUGUAUAAGUGGUGUGCUCCUGAAGUAAUCCUUGAAAAAGUUGUCACAGUCAAGUCGGAUAUCUAUAGCUUCUGUACAGUAGUGCAGGAGGCCUUGACAGAGACCCCUCCCUGGAAAGGUCUUGAAGAUUCAGUUAUUAAACAGCUCAUAAUUUCAGGACAACAGUUAGAAGCAGAUGUCAGGCUUCCUAUGCCCUAUUAUGGUAUCAUAAAGUCAGGGCUAGAGCCUAAACAGAAGAACCGUUCCCUGAAACUUCAGGAUAUUCAGUAUAUACUGAAAAAUUACUUAAAGGACUUAACUAAGUCUCAAACCGGUCAUGUUGAUGAAAUGUCAAAAGCACAAAGACCUACUGUUUUUGCAGAUGUGAACAUCUGUUUGCCAUCAGCUUUUAGCUACCGGCAGAGAACACUGGAAUUUCAGAGUAAAGAGAUAACUGUGGAUGGCAGCUCUAUUGCCUCAAGAUACUCGCUUUUUCCUGAGGAGAACAGUGCUUCAGUGGACCAAGAGGUAUCAACCAAUCUCCAGCCAGUUGCCCAGGACAAAAAUAGUGAUGUAGUUUCUGAACUCCAGACAACCCUCAGUGUCAGUGAUGUGGAUGACAGCCUCCGUAGCUUUGAAAUCAAUGAAAUCUUUGCAAGUUAUCCAGAACUUCAUGAAGACUUCCUGGAAGAAGGCACUGGAUUAGGUCCAACUCUAAAGGAUGAAGAAAGGCAGCAAAAGGAAGAAGAUAAGGCUGCCCCGAGAGAUCUGUAUGUGUCCCCUGAAGUGCACUGUGAGGAACAGCUAGGUUAUGAGGAAAGUGGCUUUUCAGAGUCGAGUACAGAGUACACUACAGAACAGGAGGAGAGUGUGAGCAAGGCCUCUGAGCUGUGCAUGCUGGCACAGGUGAGAGGAGAUGCUGGGAGGAGAACGAGUAGUCUGUCCCAAAAUGAGCAACACAUCAGCAAAUGUGUCCUUAAUUUAAAAAUUGUUCAGAGCAUGUUGCAGCAGGCAGCAGAUUCCCUGUGCAGAACAGAGGAGAAACUGGACAAAUUAGAGGCCACUGAAAAGCAAAAGAAGCUGCUCCAGGAAAUCAGAAUGAAUCAGCUUUCCAAUCAAAUUUUUCAAGAAAGACACUGGAGCAGAUCUGAUGAUACUUCCCAAAAUACCGGUAACGCUUUUUCUGGAGUUAAUAAUUCUUUCUGGAAGGCUGUAGGUCCACCAUCAAGUGACUAUAUUCCACCACAGAUAAUACAUCAGCCACAAGGAGCAUUGAAUGGAGACAGUUUCCAAGCUGUUUCAAAGACAGCAGAGGAAAUGGAGCAUUUACUCCCACGUGUAUCUGUAAGAUGCAAAAAAAAGUUCAACUUGCAGUGUCAGAGAGGAGGUGAUUCACAUUCUGCAGCAAGUGGAAGUGCAGAAGAGAGGUGGUGCUAUCCAAAAUCAAGAUCUGAAAUAUACAGUACAAAAGUAAGUGAGGAGAGAAGGAUGCGGUCAGAAUGGAGGACUGAAGUAAAACAAAUGGCCAGAAGAGUGGCCUCAGGACAACUGGAGCUUGGCUCUCUAUACCCCGCCAGUGAAUGUACAUCUGAAAGUGAAGCAGAGAGUAUAAAGGAAGCCUUUCAACAUGUCACUGUUAGAGAUCAAAAAAGUCAAGACCAACAAAGAUACAGGUGGCAGACAGGUGGUAAUGUUGAGCCUUGGGAUCUGGGCAGUGAGGAUAGAUCUGAAUCUGAGGAGAGUGAUGUGGAGUCUGCAUUCAGAAGUCCUGGAGGUGGAGGUCACCCCCAUGAGCAGGGAGACCCUUCGUUGUCAUUGAUUACCAUGUAUCAUCAUGGGAGACCCAAAGCUUUCAGUGCUGCAGAGAGAAGUUGCCCAACAUCAUCACAAGAUGAACAAGCAGAGUCUGGAAUAGCCAUUCAUAAGGAUGCAGUCCUUCCCCAACAAGUUGAGAAUCUCUCUAGAGGGCAUUCAAGGGAAUUACAUUGUUCCUUUAAUUCAUCUCCUGAUGUGUCUGAAGAAUUCUUGACUCCUGAUCCUGGUUACUUCAUUCCUCCUACUAAGGGAAGUUCAGAACUAGAGACCUCAGUUGCUGAGGGCAAAUUAGAAGAUGCUUGUGAAGGAUUUUUACAGAAACAGUUAGCUGAUGAUGCAGGUUCAGGUCUUCAGGUUUCAGGAGGAAAAAUACUCUUCAGCAGCACGGUGGUGCAGAACUCUGGCCGUAACACACUAGGAGUUGAUCAACUUAGCCAUAUGCCUGUAGCCAGUGUUGGAGCAGCACAAGAAGUGAUACCCUGCAAGCCACAGGAAGAAUGCAGAGAAAAAGAUGUAUCGGUAACAGAUAUUCAGGAUUUGUCGAGUAUCCCCUGUGAGCAAGAGGACUACUGCAGGGAUAUAGAUUGUAAAACGCCCAGAGCGAGUCAUGCACCAACGAGCUUCAGCACUCCACUCAGCUCAGAAGAAAAAAUUCCAAUAGCCUUUGAGAAAUACAAACACUGCCAUGAAGUAGCUUCAGAUUCUUCCUUUUGUGGUUCUCAAGAGAUCUCCUCCGCAGUGUCCAGGACAUUCACUACAGCCUAUGAAGAGGGAAGGAGCACUGAAAUUCCCUCGGCUGCUUCAGGAGUUUGCUCAUCUGAAUUGAAUGAGCCUGAUAGGCUGCCAAAAGUUGCUUCAUGCUUGAGAAGCACCAGGAAGCCAUCUGCACUCUCACAGCCAUCUAACCAAUUCACUGAUGAGCUGCCUCCACCAGCCCAAGAGCUGCUGGAUGAAAUUGAAUAUUUAAAGCAGCAAGAUUCCCUCACUCAAGACUUUAAAGAGAAGGGAUUGUGUGGCUACGGAGUGCAAAUCAAUGUUCCCGAUCAAAUUAAAGUGGAAAACGGAGAGUCAGAAAAAGAACCUGAGAGAAAUAAGAAGAGCAAUCAUAGUUUAUGGACUAAGGAGUCGUUUAAUCUAACAGAGGAAACAGAAAGGGCUCACUCUACUCUUGAUGAUAUUUUAGAAAGAAUGCUGCAUGCAGUUCCUGGAGAUGAGGAGAUCCAAGAACCACCUCAGGGACACACUCUUGGGGCUGCAAGCCUUCAAGAACCAGAAGGUGUUGGAAGGAAGAAGGGAAUAGAGGAAGGUGGAGCCGGGGCCAGAGGCAGAGCGCCACAAAGCUGUGCAGGGAGUUCAGAAGAUCCUCUUGACAUGUGUCCUGAAGAUCAGAAAUCCCACUUAAGAGAACAGCUGUUUUCAUCUUCACCAUUCAGGAUAAUUGUUUUGGAUCAGAGCUCUCCUCCAUGAUUAAAAUGGAUAGUAAGUUCUAAUACAUCACCUGCUUACUGCUGCUUGUACAGUAUACACCCUGUGAAUUGCAACCCUUUUUGGCCACAUAAACAACUGUAAAGCUCCAACUCCCUUUAACUGCAGCAGCAAGUACAGAAGAAAAUCUAAAGCUCUACUUUGUAACACAGUCUGUACUGGUUUUACGCCAUCGUUGCAUGUAGAGGCAGUAUCAAUAAUACCACAGAACUGAACUGUUUUCUGAAUGUAACAUCCUUAUGAAGCUGGCUAUAUGGUGGGGUUUUUUUCUGUGCACACACACUUUCAUAAGCAAAAGAAUUUCUCGCUCUGUUGCAUUACACGGUUUUCAGUGUUAAGAGACAUAAUGAUUGUCAUUCUGUGGGCUCCUGUUACUGCUCAGGCACUUACAUUUUUCCAUGCUGGAAUGUGGAGCACUGUUACAGCACACACAGUGUAUGUUUUUCCUUGCUCAUUAAAUUUAACAAGGUAAUUUCUUGUUUUCUCUUUUCUUAGUGCUUUUGUGAUUUAGUGUUGAACUGAUUUGACUGAUUAAGAGGAUUAAUUGCUGUGCAAAAAACUAAUGAGAAAAAGGCAGUGUUCUCCAGAGAUUGCAAGUGCAGCAAUACAUUUUCUGCCAGCAUUAGAAAAGAAUAUGAGGAAAUCUGGUCAGUAUUAUGAAAAUACUUGUUGUUUAAUUAAACCACACUUUUGGUAGGCCUCAUCCAAAAAGCCAAUUCCCUGGAUAUAAUUGAGCUUUGGAUCAGGAUUUUGAGGAACGCAGCAACUUCAUAUUUAACUUUUCUUGUGAUAAAUACUGUUCAUGUGCAGGAGGUGUGAAGAUGGUCCUUGUCCCUUUUUGACAGACACUGGAUUUUAGCUGUUUUCUUGCAGCUGGGUGUACCACAUGUUGCUUUUUCAUUCCUGUUCAUCUAGGGAAAUGCUACAUAUCUGUAACAGUUAAUUAAUUUCGUUUAACAAUACUAAUAAAAGUUUCCAAGGUUA